Molecule: messenger RNA, 3327 nt
Organism: Acanthochromis polyacanthus (spiny chromis)
Lineage: Eukaryota; Metazoa; Chordata; Actinopteri; Pomacentridae
Gene: prkar2aa
Product: protein kinase, cAMP-dependent, regulatory, type II, alpha A
Exons: 14
Coding region: 678-1853 (391 amino acids)
Biological process (GO): regulation of protein phosphorylation
Cellular component (GO): cAMP-dependent protein kinase complex
Molecular function (GO): cAMP-dependent protein kinase regulator activity
Source: RefSeq, a predicted model, not a curated record
CUUCACGCUUUCCGGAGCUAGCGGUUCGUUCGCAGCUCUGAGGAUCAGCUCGCCGGGAGGAAGGAAACGUGCUUUGGGUUCAUCUUCCAGGCUACUCCGGUGUUACAAGCAGCCUUUCCUGCUAGAAUAUCGUUUUUUAAAAAGAGAUUUUGUUUUUUUUCGCGGCUGCAAAAACAGCAACUAAAAACAACAACAAACGCAUAUCUGGAGGCUGCUGCAGCGGAGUUCCCAGGAAGAAAACAGCUAACUACUAGUUAGCAGCUAGUUAGCCACUGAGCCCAGUUAGCCCUCCAGCUAGCCAGCCUCUUUUUUUCUUGUUUUCCUUAUUGCCACAGUAAGUCCCACCCUCACCAAGUCCGUGAACGUUGAGAGGCUUUUUUCCUUCGUCUCUUUCAGUUUUUAGCCAGCAUCCCGGUGCCUGGCGUAGUAAAUAAAUUAGCAUCUCCGGUUAAAAAAAAAACUGGUUAGCUGGUGACGCUAAAAAAACAAAAAACUGUUAGCUCGACAAGUGUGUUCUGUGUGGAGGGAUCCGGGGCUACACUGGCAACGAGAGGGGCUAAAAAGAAGAGGAGAAAUAAGAGCGGACAGAGAGGACACCGGGAAGGAGGGACUGGCUGCUUUAGCCGGGGACAGAACCACAUAAACCAGAAAUCGCUGCCACCGAGCUGCUUGCAGCCAUGAGCAUUGAGAUCCCAGUGGGGUUGACGGAGCUGCUGCAGGGCUACACCGUGGAGGUACUGCGACAGCGACCGUCGGACCUGGUGGAUUUUGCAGUUCAAUACUUCACCCGCCUGAGAGACACCAGGAGUCAGGAUGGGUCCGGCUCGGGAGGCAAGACGGGGAAAGGAGUGAUGUUUGAUGGGGAGCCGAUGCAGACAGAGUCCAACGGCGACGACGACGAGGAUGACGACUCCGACUUUGAGCCUCCUCCACCCAGCAGAUUCAACAGGAGAGUGUCAGUGUGUGCAGAGGCGUUCAACCCAGACGAGGAUGACGAGGACACCGAGCCCAGAGUGGUCCACCCAAAAACAGACGAACAGCGCUGCAGACUGCAGGAGGCCUGCCGAGACAUCCUCCUGUUUAAAACACUAGACCAGGAGCAGUUCUCACAGGUGCUGGACGCCAUGUUCGAGUUGAGGGUUCAGCCUCAGGAGCACGUCAUUGACCAGGGAGACGACGGAGACAACUUCUACGUCAUAGAGAGGGGUGUGUACGACAUCGUGGUAACAGGAACAUGCGUGGGGCAGUACAACAAUAAGGGCAGCUUCGGGGAGCUGGCGCUGAUGUACAACACGCCACGCGCUGCCACCAUCGUAGCCACCCAGGAGGGGGCGCUAUGGGGCCUGGACCGCGCUACGUUUCGUAGGCUCAUUGUAAAGAACAACGCCAAGAAGAGGAGGAUGUAUGAGUGUUUCAUUGAGUCUGUGCCGUUACUCAAAUCCCUGGAGGCAACAGAGAGGAUGAAGAUCGUGGAUGUUUUAGGAGCCAAGCAGUUCUCAGAUGGAGAGCGCAUCAUCACACAGGGGGACAAGGCCGACUGCUUCUACAUCGUAGAAUCUGGAGAUGUCAAGAUCAUGAUGAAGAGUAAAACGAAGGCGGACCAUGCAGACAAUGCGGAGGUGGAGAUAACGCGCUGUAGCAGGGGGCAGUACUUUGGGGAGCUGGCUCUGGUCACCAACAAACCCCGGGCUGCCUCGGCCUACGCAGUGGGAGACGUCAAGUGUUUGGUAAUAGACGUCCAGGCGUUCGAGCGUCUCCUGGGUUCCUGUAAGGAGAUCAUGAAGAGGAACAUCGCCCACUAUGAGGAGCAGCUGGUGGCUCUGUUCGGCUCCAGCAUGGACCUGAGAGACUGAACCUCCACCACCACCUCCGUGCCUUCUAUCACACACACACCUACCCACACACACACACACACACACACACACACACACACACACACACACACGUUCUUCUCCCAUCAUGCAGUAGUGAUACAUACUCAGCAGCUUUACACACACGCAUGAAGAAGUGUUCUUGGCUCACCUGCAGAAACAUACACACACACAGAAACAAACACACACAGAAACACACACAGCUGUGUAGGCACUGAGAGACGUUCACUCCCCUUAAUUUGAUCACCACUUCCCCUCGUGCACAUCCUAUCUGAACACUCCUCCAUCAGCUGAUUGGUCGAUGACUAGCGGCUGAUUGGUCGGUGACUGACGGCUGAUUGGUCGAUGACUGACGGCUGAUUGGUCGGUGACUGACGGCUGAUUGGUCGGUGACUGACGGCUGAUUGGUCGGUGACUGACGGCUGAUUGGUCGGUGACUGACGGCUGAUUGGUCGGUGACUGACGGCUGAUUGGUCGAUGACUGACGGCUGAUUGGUCGGUGACUGACGGCUGAUUGGUCGGUGACUGACGGCUGAUUGGUCGGUGACUGACGGCUGAUUGGUCGGUGACUGACGGCUGAUUGGUCGGUGACUGACGGCUGAUUGGUCGGUGACUGACGGCUGAUUGGUCGGUGACUGACGGCUGAUUGGUCGGUGACUGACAGCCUCGUCUGCAGCUGAACGUCUCACUGACCUCAGAACAGGUGAAGCAGAAUCAGGUCAUUAAGUUUACACACUCCAAACUCGUUUUUAAAAGAACUCACGCUUCAUCUGUGCAGGCUUUACAUUCACAUGAACACAAGCCUCAGCCAAGGACACAUCGCCCUGCACACACACACACACACACACACACACACACACACACACACACACACACACACACAUAAAACACACGCACAGAUACUCAGAAACAGACAAAAACACACAUCGUGGUAAGAAUGGAGACGACAAACUUUGAAAAUCUCUGAAAGGAAACCAAUCAAAAAUGCAAAAACAAGAAAAAAAAGAAUAAAGUUUAAAGAAGACAGAUAAGUUUUAUGAAGAUAAGAAACAGAAGCUUUGAUAAAAUAUUAUUUAAAUAAAAAACAAGUGUUUCCUGGUGGGAGGCUCCGUUUCUUCCUCUGCUGUUGUUGAGUUAGUGCUGGUGAUUAUUACCAGCGGAGGUAAAACCAGAACAACCCGCCGUUUGUGGGCCGUUGUUCUGUCGUCCACGCCACACGUCAUCGUAUUGAAUUAAUUAUUAAUGUAUUGUUAUUAUAUAUUGAGUUAUUAUUUUUUUGUUUUACCUUGACCAAUUCUGAUAAAAUUCACCAUCCAUCUCUGACAAAAUGUAAAAAAGAGAAAAAAAAAUCCAAUAAAACAUAUUAGUGCUUAUUUCUCCUUGAUUAUCCUUGAAUGAGUUGUCCUGGAUAAACAAAAAAAAACUGAAAAAAUAAAGCAAACAUUUUGUUAAAAAA